UUUUUCACGAUUGUACGCAUGUUUAUUGUUUUGAUUCUCAGCUGAACACGCUUUGUCUGAAUUAUACCGUGAAUCACUUAUAGUAUUUAAAGUUUCGCCAGUUAGCGUGUUAGCAUGGAGGGAUAGUAAACAACAACACAAGCACACAUUUAUAUAUAUUUAUAUACUCUCUAAAACUUACACACCAGUCGAUGUACAGCUGCAAGAAUAAAUGGAGGGUGAGGUGAGUCUGGUCGCCGGACGCAGUCAGAGAGAAAAAAGAAGAUCCUACAAAGAUCUCCUGAGAGAAGAAGAGAUCAUCGAUGCAGAGGUGCGCAAGACCUCCAAGAUACGUCUCAAGGACGCUGAUGACUUUUACACUGGCAGCGAGUUUCACAAGAAAAAGAAGCAUGAAGAUCAUUUCUACAGAGAUCAUCACAGCUCCGGAUCCCACCACAAAAAAAAGAAGCGUCCCUCAGAGAGCCAGCGCUCGUUCCUGACGCCUCCUGAGCUGGCGGGAUCUCCUCAGACGGCCGUGACGGCGAUGGGUCUCCUGCAGGCCAUCACCUCUCCCACGGCGGUGGGCGCAGAGGCGGCGUUUCACUGCCUGUCCACAUCUAAGGAGCGCAGGAAGGACCCCAGAGACUCGUCCUCCUCCAGGAAGCAGCCGCAGGUGGUGCGGGAGGGGCUUCCUGUGGUGGGCGAGGAGGUGGAGCUGGAAGUUCAAUAUGGAGGAUGUCACGACGUGGCUGACAGCAGCGGCUCGUCCUCCGCUGAUGACAGUGAAUGUGGGAAACUCUUGAUCCACGAAUCCUCGUCUCAACACGGCAGCAGCAGGAAGAAGAAGAAGAGCAAAAAGAGCAAGAAGAAGAAAGAGCGAGACCGACCGCGUGAGAAGAAGCACAGCAGUAAAUCAGCUAAGAGAAUAGCAGCAGCCAAUGGCAGCACAGAGUGGAGCACGUACACUACAGGCCAUCACAGCCACGAGGAGAAGAGGAGGAAGAAAGAGGGAAGCAGCAAACGCAAGAGCAAAGACAAGAAGAAGAAGGUCUUGACGGCAUAUCAGAUCUUUUAUAAGGAGUACAGAAACAGCAUUCUGGAGGAAGAGCCGGGCCUCGAUUUUGGGGAUUUGAGCAAAAGACUCGCUGAUGCCUGGAAGCAGCUGCCAGAGGGAGACAAACAGGUGUGGCGAGAGAGAUCGGAGUACCUGCAGCGCAAGCAGUUAAAAUCGGAGAGCGUGAAACACAUCAAGCACGUCAAACAGCAGCAAACGUCGCGACCGCUCAAAGACAGCAGCAGGGUUAAAGGUCAUCAUUCAGGUGCGGCCGUGACUCCUGCAGGAGGCGCCGUUAUGCUGAAGAGGCCGGAAGCUGCGGUCGCUCCCGUCCAGAACGGAUCAGCGCCGCGGCCUGCAAACGCAGCCACGUUCUCUCCGCUCCGAGACCCGGACGUGGACCCCAUCGAUGCGGCCGCUCACCUGCAGCUGCUGGGAGAGUCUCUGUCUCUGAUCGGACGCAGACUGCAGGAGACAGAGGGGAUGGUGACUGUGUCGGGUUCUCUGUCGGUUCUCUUGGACUCGGUGUUGUGUGCUCUGGGUCCGCUGGCCUGCCUCACCACUCAGGUCCCAGAACUCAACGGUUGCCCACAUCAUGUGCUGUCAAACACUCUGGAUAACAUCGCCUACGUGAUGCCGGGUUUAUGAAGGAUACCGACCGUGACGAUGGAGCUCCUGCGGUGUCUCCACUGGCUCUGAUGAAACCAUCGACAAAAGACUUUAAGACUUGCGCAGUUUUGCACUGGACAAACUCACAGACACUUCAACUUUUAACCUGCUUCUUAAACCUGCGCUCCAUUUUUAUCUGAUGUUGAUUUUGUAUUUCUGUUGUUUUUCUCUCAAUAAAAUCCAUUUUAGUAUGUUCUUUUAA
This is a messenger RNA of Megalobrama amblycephala (Wuchang bream), 1904 nucleotides long. Its product is annotated as HMG box-containing protein 4-like. The coding region runs from base 212 to 1681 and encodes 489 amino acids. The record is from RefSeq and is a predicted model, not a curated record. NCBI's taxonomy places the organism in Eukaryota, Metazoa, Chordata, Actinopteri, Cypriniformes, Xenocyprididae. The transcript has 12 exons.